UAGCGCAUCCACUCUUCUUCCCGCUCAGAAGGGGUGAAACUUCUUUGGGCAAGAUGGUUCUCUACCGCGUCCGCGUGUCCACCGGGUCCUCGCUCUACGCGGGUUCCAACAACAAGGUGCAGCUGUGGCUGGUCGGCCAGCACGGGGAGGCGGCGCUCGGGUGGCGCCUGCGGCCGAUGAAGGGCAAGGAGGAGGAAUUCGAGGUGGACGUGCCAGAGUACCUGGGGCCGCUGCUGUUCGUGAAGCUGAGCAAACGGCACCUCCUUCAGGAUGACGCGUGGUUCUGCAACUGGAUCUCCGUGCAGGGCCCCGGGGCCAGUGGGGACGAGUUCAGGUUCCCAUGCUACCGCUGGCUGGAGGGCAAAGGCAUCCUGAGCCUACCCGAGGGCACUGGUCGCACAGUGGUCGACGACCCUCAAGGCCUGUUCAAGAAACACAGGGAAGAGGAGCUGGAAGAGAGAAGGAAGCUGUACCAGUGGGGUAACUGGAAGGAGGGGUUAAUCCUGAAUAUGGCCAGAGCCAAAAUACAUGACCUCCCCACAGAUGAGAGAUUUCUGGAGGACAAAAGAAUUGAAUUUGAGGCUUCACUGGUCAAGGGGCUGGCAGACCUAGCCAUCAAAGACUCUUUAAAUAUUCUGACCAGCUGGAACAGUCUGGAUGACUUCAACAGGAUUUUCUGGUGUGGCCAGAGCAAGUUGGCUGAGCGGGUGCGGGACUCCUGGAAGGAGGAUGCCUUAUUUGGGUACCAGUUUCUCAAUGGCUCCAACCCCAUGUUGCUGAGACGCUCCAAUCACCUUCCUGCCCGCCUAGAGUUUCCUCCAGGGAUGGAGGAGCUGCAGGCCCAGCUGGAGAAGGAGCUCCAGGGAGGCACACUGUUUGAAGCUGACUUCUCCUUGCUGGAUGGGAUCAAGGCCAACGUCAUCCUGUGUAGCCAGCAGUACCUGGCUGCUCCUCUGGUUAUGCUGAAACUGCAGCCUGAUGGGAAACUCUUACCCAUGGUCAUCCAGCUCCAACUGCCAUGCAAGGGGUCUCCCCCACCACUGCUUUUCCUGCCCACAGAUCCCCCGAUGGCCUGGCUCCUGGCCAAAUGCUGGGUCCGCAGCUCUGACUUCCAGCUUCAUGAGCUGCAGUCUCAUCUCCUAAGGGGACACUUGAUGGCUGAGGUCAUUGCUGUGGCCACCAUGAGGUGCCUUCCAUCGAUACAUCCUAUGUUCAAGCUUCUCAUUCCACACAUGCGAUACACCAUGGAAAUUAACCUCAGAGCCAGGACUGGGCUGGUGGCUGAUUUGGGAAUUUUCGACCAGGUGGUGAGCAUGGGUGGGGGCGGCCACGUGGAGCUGCUCAAGAGAGCAGGAGCCUUUCUAACCUAUAGCUCCUUCUGCCCCCAUGACCUGGCUGAGCGGGGGCUCUUGGGAGUCAAGUCUUCUUUCUAUGCGCAAGAUGCCCUUCGGCUCUGGGAAAUCAUCUCUCGCUACGUGGAGGGCAUUGUGAGUCUCCACUAUAAGACGGACAAGUCUGUGAAAGAGGAUCUUGAGCUGCAGGCCUGGUGUCGAGAGAUCACUGAGAUUGGGCUGCUAGGGGGCCAGGACUGAGGGUUUCCCAUCGCCCUACAGUCCAAGGACCAGCUCUGCCACUUUGUGACCAUGUGCAUCUUCACCUGCACUGGCCAGCACAGCUCCAACCACCUGGGCCAGCUCGACUGGUACGCUUGGGUCCCUAACGCACCCUGCACGAUGCGGCUGCCCCCGCCAACCACCAAGGAUGUGACACUGGAGACAGUGAUGGCAACACUGCCCAACUUUCAUCAGGCUUCUCUCCAGAUGUCCAUCACUUGGCAACUGGGCAGACACCAGUCCAUCAUGGUGGCUCUGGGUCAACAUGAGGAGGAGUAUUUUUCGGGCCCUGAGCCCAAGGCUGUGCUGAAGAAGUUCAGGGAGGAGCUGGCUGCCCUGGAAAAAGACAUUGAGAUCCGGAAUGCCAAGCUGGACUUGCCCUACGAAUACCUGCGGCCCAGCCUGGUGGAAAACAGUGUGGCCAUAUGA
Balaenoptera acutorostrata (minke whale) is the source of this 2042-nucleotide messenger RNA. RefSeq names its product arachidonate 15-lipoxygenase (gene ALOX15). Gene Ontology annotation, molecular function: protein binding; arachidonate 15-lipoxygenase activity; arachidonate 12(S)-lipoxygenase activity. Lineage: Eukaryota; Metazoa; Chordata; Mammalia; Artiodactyla; Balaenopteridae. The record is from RefSeq and is a predicted model, not a curated record. Gene Ontology annotation, biological process: linoleic acid metabolic process; lipid oxidation. Gene Ontology annotation, cellular component: plasma membrane; cytosol.